Molecule: messenger RNA, 3057 nt
Organism: Amorphotheca resinae ATCC 22711
Lineage: Eukaryota; Fungi; Ascomycota; Leotiomycetes; Helotiales; Amorphothecaceae
Exons: 12
Coding region: 1-3057 (1018 amino acids)
Source: RefSeq, a predicted model, not a curated record
AUGCCAACCCAUGCUUCGCGAUUCACACGUCUUCAGAAGAUCAUUGAAGAGGGAUUCCCAGAGCGUCUUGAAGCCGAAGUCAGGAAGAACCAAUCCCUCCUAGACAACCUGAAGAUCAAAUUAGCAGGCGCAACUGAGCAAAGUGAUGUGCGGUCCUUUUUGCAACAGAUCGAGACCUUGAGAAAUGAGAAAAUCGAUACUCCGACCAUCAUUGGCGUCGUUGGAAACACGGGAGCAGGUAAAAGCAGCGUGAUAAACGCCAUUCUUGAGGAGGAGCGCUUGGUGCCUACAAAUUGCAUGCGAGCAUGUACUGCGGUUGUGACCGAGAUGUCCUGGAACACAAGCGACGACGAAAACGCCAAAUAUCGCGCAGAUAUUGAGUUCAUUCAAGCUUCCGAUUGGGAGAAGGACCUCCGUCUAUCGUUAACUGAGCUCAUUGAUUCGUCUGGCCAGGUGUCGAAAGAAUGUCACAAUCCUGACUCUGAAGCUGGCGUCGCGUAUGCCAAGAUCAAAGCUGUAUACCCAAACAAGACAAAUAAAAUGCUAGCGAGCAGCACUGUCGAGCAACUUAUGAAUGAGCCAGGGGUCAGAGAACUCCUUGGUGAGACUAGAAAGAUUGAAAAGGCGCGUCCAGAGCCAUUUUAUCGUGCGUUGCAACACUAUGUCGACAGCAAGGAGAAGACGACAGGGCAGAAAAAAAAGGAAACAGGGGAGAAGAAAUCCAUGGAAUUUUGGCCCCUGAUCAAGGUCGUCCGGAUUUACACCAAGGCCGAUGUUUUAUCUACUGGCGCGGUAAUUGUCGAUCUCCCGGGUGUCCAUGAUUCGAAUGCAGCCAGAGCUGCGGUGGCUGCAGGAUAUAUGAAGCAGUGUACAGGACUAUGGAUUGUUGCCCCGAUAACCAGGGCAGUUGAUGACAAGGCCGCAAAAUCUUUACUUGGCGAAUCCUUUAAACGUCAACUGAAGUAUGACGGCAUCUACUCGCGUGUUACGUUCAUCUGUUCGAAAACAGAUGAUAUCUCUAUAAUGGAGGCAUCUAACAGUCUCAAUCUUGAAGAGCAGAUGUCCGAAGAUUGGGCAAAGAUUGAUGACAUCGAUGGGAAGAUACGGGGCUUGAAGAAGUCAUUAAAGGAGCUAAGAGAUUCGAGAGGCCUAUAUUCUGAGUUAGUGAAUGAUGCUGAUGACGAAAUUGAGAAGUGGGAGUCGUUGAAGGAUGAUUUAGAGGAUGGAAAGGAGGUUUGGCCACCUUCCGACAAAUCCAAAAAGAGGAAGCGUUCAGCGGAACCCGGUCAACGGGCAAAGAAAAGCAAGCGCUCAAUUGCUGACGGUGAUGAUUCAAAUGACGGCAGUGAUCUGGAAGAUGAAGAGCACGAUUCAGAGGCCUCUGAAGCAGAGAGUGACCCCGAACCAGAGAAAGGCGAUCCGUUGACAAUGGAGGCCAUCGAAGAAAAGCUUUCUCAACUUAAGGAGGACAAAAAGCGUGCUCGAAAAGAACGCUCCAGUUUAGAUGCAAAGUCCAAAACCCUGAACGAGGAAAUUGAUGCUUUGGAUAAAGAGAAAGACGCAAUCGAGAGGGCCAUAAGUGCUAUCUGCAUUAAGGGCAGAAAUGAUUACUCUAAAGGCGCAAUCCAAACCGACUUUGCCGCCGGCAUCAAGGAGCUCGACCAAGAAAACGCCCAGGAACAAGACGAAACCAAUUUCAAUCCCGAAGAGGACAUCAGAGAUUAUGAAGAAGUUGCCCGAUCGCUCCCGGUUUUCUGUUGCAGCGCUCGUGCUUACCAGCAGAUGUCUGGGCGGUUGCAGCGCGAUUCUGCUGUUCCUGGGUUCCGAUCUCUCGAGGAGACGGAGAUCCCACAACUACAACAGCAUUGCAAACACUUAACGGAAGGUGUCAGGACAUCGAACUGUCGACGCUUCCUGACCAAUUUUUCUCAGCUAAUGAACUCAUUGAGUCUCUGGGCUUCUAACGACGGUACGGGAAUAAUGAUAUCAGAUGCACAGAGGACUGCUGAGACACGCUUCCUCAAGUCGAGACUACAGAAACUCGAGGCGUCUUUGGAUAAAGCUGUUAAAGACUGUUUGUCAGACAUGAAUGAAGCCUUGGCAGAAAAUAUUUUCGAGAAUUUUGGGGAUGUCAUCCAACAAGCCGCUGCUCAAGCAUUGCCGACCGCGCGAAAAUGGGGUGCUCCGGUGAACAAGGAAAAUCGUGAGGCUGGCGGGUUCUACUGGGCGACCUACAAAGCUCUAUGCCGUCGCAAUGGGAUCUUUACUAAUGCUGUAGGGUCCCAUGACCUCAACUUGCAAUUAUGUGAGCCCAUUAUCAAGCAUCUUGCUGGCCACUGGGAGAAGGCAUUUGCUAGAAGGCUCCCAGGCGUGUUACAAAGCUUUACUCGAAAAUCUAAGGGCCUUUUGACAGCAUUCCAUCAGGAAAUUGAAGCUCGGAGUAUGAAACAAGGAGUUGGGACUGCUGGGUUAGCGAUGUUGGGCCAGCAGCUUCGUAAUUAUGAGGCUAUUUUCGCAAAUUUCACUGCACAGAUGAUUGAGGUGAUCAAUACGCUUCAGCGAGACGCAAAUCGAGAGUUCACUCCGGUCAUCGCUAGCAAACUAGCAUCAGCUUACGAAUGGUGUGCCGCGGAAGUCGGUGGCGGUCAAUUCAUGAGAAUGAAAGAGCAUAUGACAUCCCACGUCAGUUCAAACCUGGACAUGUUCGCUGAAAGUUGCGAGGAAGUCAAAAAGAGGCUCAUCGACAUGUGUGGACAGGUGGCAAAGUCGAUGGCCAGCAAGGCCGACGAAGUUUUUACAAACAUGUCCCGCGAUUACACAGAAGUUAUAUCUGGGACUCGAGUGGAAGGACAGAUGAUGCCGAAAUGGGAACGGCUAAUGAGGGCCGAGAUAGCAAAAGCUAUUGAGGACAGCGAGAUGGCGGACGAGGAACUUGAGGAUUCAAGCCAGACUGCUGGUCUUGCUGAUUUCCACGAGGACAAUACCAAGAAAGAGGGCUCGAUCGAAGAGGAUCGUAUCAGCGGCGAUACUAAAAGCAAACAAUCAUCUCCGUUUUGA